Molecule: messenger RNA, 4271 nt
Organism: Nylanderia fulva
Lineage: Eukaryota; Metazoa; Arthropoda; Insecta; Hymenoptera; Formicidae
Product: wee1-like protein kinase
Biological process (GO): mitotic cell cycle; protein phosphorylation
Cellular component (GO): nucleus; cytoplasm
Molecular function (GO): magnesium ion binding; ATP binding; non-membrane spanning protein tyrosine kinase activity
Source: RefSeq, a predicted model, not a curated record
CAGAAAAUACAAGAAUAAGAUGUAACGUGUACAAACAUAUUUGACAUUUAGCUAGAUCGAUACUGUCAGACCUUUAUUUGUCAUUAUUGUCAGUUUUCGUCAAAUUAUAUUCAGUCACUCGAAGAAUUUCUUUAUUUACGCAAGCUGGAUCAAAAACUCACCGAAACUCGUAAUAGAAUUUCCUUUCAUUUAUCAGCAAAAAUUACUGAAGACAUAGGUCAUCAACUCGGUGACAUUCGAUGCGGAAGUGAUAUGCAAAGCGAUCCUCUAUAUCUACUGUCGAUAAUUUAUUCCAAACGAGUCAAGUUAUCAACAGUAGAUAAAAUAGAUCGAGCCUCGCGUUUUUUAAAUUUAUCGACAUUUUGACUCCUCGAUGAUCCCCAAUCGAUGAUAUUGAAGACGACCUUCUAUAUAUAUUGCUGACAACAGGCCUCCGAAAUUCCAAGGACGUGAUAGACGUGGAAGAGCUUGGAGAAGAAAAAUACAUCAUUCGUCAUCCACAAAUCCUGCAUCCGAGACGCGAUUUCCUGGACAUGCGAGCAGAGAAAUAGAUAUGGUUUAGCUUUUUAUCAAUUAUUGAAGGCUAUGUAUAUAGGGGGAGGAAUGAGAUAGGAAGAUACAAAGGAGAGAGAAAGAGAAGAGACACAAAGGAGAGACAUCUUCGUCAUUCGGCCCUGCCUUCGGCCUUUUUCGGCUAUAACCAGAUUGCAGCUGUUCGAAGAAAGUUCUUAUAUGCGCAGUGUAAAACAAGAGAAGGUGUUCUUUGUUCGGGAAAAAGGAAAAGGCUCCUACGCGUUAACCGUGUAAUAUCGGGGUAUUAUUCUCGCUUAGAAUCCAGCCAAAAAAGGGUAAAUCUUGAGAAAUAAGUACACAUAUACACGAACGGCCGGUAACGUAGUAGGAGCAGAUGACGGUGAGCAUUGUGAGCGGAGCGCGGCCAAUGGGCGCACGCGUCACAGGAGGGACGAUGACGUAUGGCGAUCUAAGCCGCGCGCUGAUUGGUCGGGAGACGCUCAUCGCCGGGUGCCGUAACGAACGCGAGAGAAGCGUGGAGCGUGCGGAGUGAAUUCACACAGUUUGAAUGAGUGCGGUCGCGAGCGCGUGGUGCGAGACUGACAGCGUGUGGUGAUCCAUUUUUUUUAAUUUUUCUCCAUUUUUUCGUCUACCUACUGGCGGGUGACUCUCGACGGAGCCUUACUUAGGUCGCGCGCGACCUCACCUCCUUUCGUCCGCGUGUGCGCGUGCUUCCGUCGACGAUGAUUCCCCGCGUCGCGAUGAAGGCCACGCAGAAGCUGCACUACGACGCGUGCGACAUGCAGAACGAGGAGCUGAGUUGGAGCUGCCGCGCCGACAAUUCCGACUGCGACGUCGGCAACUCCUCCACGGAUGACUUCGGUACUCCGCCCCCGCUGCAGCCGAGGAAGCUCUUCGAGACGAUGGAUUGCACCGACGAGAGCCAGACGAAUAACAACAGGAUUUCUCCUUCAAAAGUUACUCCAGCCAUCAAGAUUCCUGUCGUCACUCAUAAAAAUGAUGGUUUUGAGAAGACAUGUAGUCCACCCUACAAAUGUGUUAGGGCCUUACGCUUAUUUGAUUCGCCUACUACUCCUAAAACUAUGAUAGAGAAGAAUAUAGUGAUGCAGACUCCGAUUCCAUCUAAAUGUACCAGACUUUUUUCUUUGGACAAACCUAGGCCUUCUAAGAUAAGUCCUGGUUAUCAAACUAAGUCAGACAAACCUGUGGCAAAUGUAAAUCCAUUUACACCUACUGGCAUGUUAAUAACAGCAAAGAAAAGAAGCAGAUCGAAACGUAGUCUCAAUGGUAGUAGUGGUAGCUCACCGGACAUGCAAAAACCAAAGUUCGAUCUCGCCGAUUCCGAGGAUUCGGACUACGAAUACGAGCACGCGACAAAGCGUGUGGCGCUGCAGGACUCGAAUAUAUCGCGAUAUUACAAAGAAUUCCACGAACUCGGUCUGAUCGGGAGCGGCUCGUUCGGCUCCGUGUACAAGUGUAUCAAUCGGUUGGAUGGGUGUACAUAUGCCGUUAAGAGGAGCCGUAAACCGAUCGCGGGCGUCGUCAGCGAGUCCAACGCAUUAAACGAGGUCUAUGCUCACGCGGUGCUCGGCAAGCAUCAACACGUGGUGCGCUACUAUUCCGCAUGGGCAGAGGACAAUCAUAUGAUCAUCCAGAACGAGUACUGCAACGGCGGCAGUCUCGCGGACGCGAUCGCCAAUCUUCAGAAAGAGAAGAAGCAAUUUAGCAAGGCGGAGAUGCGUCAGCUGCUGUUGCACGUAGCCGAAGGAUUAAAGUACAUACAUAGUAUGCAGCUGGUGCACAUGGAUAUCAAACCCGCGAAUAUAUUUAUCUCCAAAGAGGGAAAAUUGCCAUCGAACAAUUACGAUUCCACUGACGACGGCUUCGACGAGGAUGAAGCUGUCGAUGAAAUCACGUACAAGAUUGGUGACCUCGGUCAUGUCACUUCUAUCAAUAAUCCGUCGACGAUUACGCAUGUGGAAGAGGGCGAUUGCAGAUAUCUGCCGUUGGAAGUUCUACAGGACGACUACAGCCAUCUACCAAAGGCCGAUAUCUUCGCUUUAGGAUUGACUGUUUAUGAAGCAGGCGGCGCCGGACCUAUGCCGAAGAAUGGGCUUGAAUGGCAAAGAUUGCGAGAAGGAAAUAUACCAGAUCUACCGCAUUAUGGUCGCGAUCUUAAUAAUUUAUUGAAGAUGAUGACUCACCCUGAUCCGCAGAUGAGACCAUCGGCAAUUAGUUUGACACAGCACAGAGUUUUACUUCCACUCGGGAAUAAAACUAAAGCGCAAUUGCGGAGAGAAUUAAGUUUGGAGAAAUUAAAAAAUGAAAUUUUAACAAAGCGAUUAAAGGAUGCGGCGAUAUUUCUCAAGAAUAUCGCGCCAAAUGUCACUGAUAGUUGUGACAGACAGUUACGACCAAUCACUAUGCGACCUCGCCUCAUAGGUAAAAAGAUCAAUCGUAGUAACAGCACUAUAUAGUGCUGUUACACUAUUAUAAUGCUGUAAUAAACAGCAUUUGUAUAUAAUGGAAGAGUAUCAAUGUGUAUGACACCUACGUUGCUUAAUGGUAAACAAAUUUUUGCAUUUAAAAAGCGAAAGAUUUCGGCUCUGGAUCCUCGAUUCGGUAUUUCCUACUUACACAUGAUACUUUUCUUCUCGCUCAUACGUCUACGAUACUGUAGGUCACAAUUAUCAGUGACAUUCGAAAAUAUCGCGCCGUUUAACCGUUUAGUUAUAAUCAUGCUCAUUACUGCGAUAGUUCCGUUAAAUCUUUCUUACGGAUGUCGCAGCGGAUAUAAACUAUUUCCUCGUCGGAAUUGUAGUCGAUUGAAUCCUAAUUUAUCGAAAGUAACUUUUUCCUUGGAUAUAAAAAUGCUUUAUAUUCUAUAUACAUGGUGCACCAAUUGUGUACUGUUAGCAUGUACUUUCAACAUUCGACAUGUUUCAAAAUUACAUUUAAUUUCGAUUUGCAUGUGCUCAGAGAAAAAUGAAAAAAAGCGCCGGACAUAAUUUACUCGGAAAGAUUAAAAAAACAAUAUCGAUAGAAAGGAGGAAGAAGGGAGAAAGGAACAUAUUGCCUACCUAUCGAUAUUAUUAAUUUCUUACCCUAUAUUGCCAAAAAAAAUCUUUAUUCUCUAUCUUUUAAGACGUAAUUUAAGUAUAUCUAUAGCGCGAAAUCUCAGGUUGACAAAUAUAUUUUUCUAUUCUACUACACAACAUUUUAUAUAAUAUGCUGUUUAUUACUUAGGAGCUCUAAUCGUCUGGGUCUUUUAUCAUCAACAUCAUCAUUUGUAAAUGAGCUUGCAUAUGACUUUAAAAUUAUUAUUCUAAUUGUAUGAAAUUUAUAACAUAUAUCUAUAUUAAUGAUUCAUAGUUUUCUAUUACAAACAGAGACAACUAAUUAUAAAAAGUUUAUGUGAAACAUUUAGACAACAAUUUGCUGCUGUACUGUUAUAUUCGUGCUAUAAUACAAAAUUAUUGUUUAUUAUUUUUAUCAGUAUUUCAAACUACAUACAAUAAUUAACUUUUACUGAUUGAGACUGCAAAAUGAUAUUUUAUCAAAUAAUUUUGCUUGUAUCUAAUAUUUGAGUCCAAAAAGAGUAUUAUCUCUGAUUCUGUUAAUGAUUGAAUAGAAUAAUUGGUUUAUCACAAGCAUGACUUAAUAUUCUCUCUAGCAUGACGUUCCAUUAAACAACAAAAAAUAUAAAAAUUAAAUUUAAAUUUUACUUUGAUACCAUU